This is a messenger RNA of Mercenaria mercenaria, 757 nucleotides long. RefSeq lists its product as uncharacterized. The record is from RefSeq and is a predicted model, not a curated record. The coding region runs from base 92 to 511 and encodes 139 amino acids. The transcript is spliced from 3 exons. Lineage: Eukaryota; Metazoa; Mollusca; Bivalvia; Venerida; Veneridae. Gene Ontology annotation, biological process: sleep; regulation of synaptic transmission, cholinergic; positive regulation of voltage-gated potassium channel activity.
UCACGUUUUGACGUACUUCCUGUGUACUUGUUUGGAUUUGAAUUGAGUUGAUGUAAUAUUGUCAUCGAAACCGAACCUGCUUUUAGUAUUGAUGGAGUUUAAAUAUAACAUUCUUUUGGUAGCAAUAUGUGCAAUAUUGCAUCAAGCUGACUGCUUAGAGUGUUACAGUUGCAAUAACCUGUUAGAACCAAAAUGUGGCAAGACUUUUGAACUUUCCGGAGAAGAGGCUGCCAGUUACGUUGUGACGUGUCAAGGAGAGAAUGUUGCCUGUAAAAAGAUUGAGUCCACGGAUACACACAAAGAAAAGAUGCUUGUAACGCGCUCAUGUUGGAACACGACGGACGACCAGCUGAAGCCUGAUUUUUUUGAGUGCUCGGAAAUGGGAAAAAGCAUGGCGUGUUAUUGUAGGGGUACGAACAACGGGAAACCAUGCAACGGAGCACAGCCAGUACUGACUUACAUCUCUGUUAUGAUGACUCUACUUUCAACUAUUUUUUAUUUCAUAUUUUGAACACUCAUUUGUGUUUAACAAAAAUCCAAAUUGAACAUAAAAAAUAGAAAUAUAAAACACAAACUUACGAGACUGAUAGCAGGAACUGCAAGUUCUACAUAGAACUGAAUGAAUUUCAAUAUUUGUUGUUAUAUUUGCAAUAUGUUACAUAUUUUGACAUUAAUAACAGAUUUUGUACUCAAAAUAGCCUAAUUCUAUAUAUAUUUUUAAAUAUUUUACCACAAUAAACUGUGGUUUCGUUUUGAA